CGAAAUCGGUGUUGUUGUCUUUUUGAUAACUUCCACCAUGAGCUUUGAAUUUCUAAUUCCUGUUGCCCGAGAUGACUUGCUGAACAAAACAAAUGUGUCCCAGUUUGUUGUGGAUGAGGUGUUAUCACCGAGGGAGUUGACUGGUGCAUUACAUGAAUUGAAGACAAACUUAAGAUCUACUGGUGCUCGUGUAAUUCUGGAACAUUUUGAUGUCCUAUUCAGUGUCCUAUGCUUACAAAAAGACAUUUCUCAAGACGUGAAGGAGGAUGCUUGGGAGCUUGUUGUGAAAAUUGCAAAAUCAUUGUCCAAUGAACUCGUCAAUGUACUGGGAGAUGUACUUCCCGCUAGGGAGGAGAAACAAGCCUGCCUCAAUACUGUCAAGAUGGUGUGCUACCUUUUGUGCCAGUACAUGGAAAUGUUGGAUGCAGAUGACUCUAAGCCAAGUGCAACACAAUUGGUAAAUGCAAAGGGUCGUGCCAAGACCAGUAAAAUGAAGAAGGCAAGCACAGGAAUGGAUUGGGAUGAAGAGAGAGCAAUUGGCUUAAAGGCCCUGCUUCACCUAGUCUCACUUAAUCUUCACCAGCUGUGGGACCCACCAAUACCAGAUGAUGAAUUUGUCAAUCUGGUUACAAACUGUUGUUACAAGUUAUUUGAAACUCCAAGACUAGCAUAUGCAUCUGCAUUGGAAACAAGACAAGUAAUGAAUCACAUCAUAGCUGUGAUGGUGAAAAACUACAACCACAGUUUAGGCUGCAGUCUAAAGCUAGUACAGUUGGUGCAGCACUUUGAACACCUUGUUGCUCCUCUGGCCCAGACACUACAAGUCAUCACAGAGGAAUUUGGAGUCAAAACAGUUCUGUGUGAAAUUACAAGAGAGAUUGGGCGUCUUGCUCCAGAGGACGCAGCAAAAGACUCGUCAGGGACUCGCAACUGUUCCACCUUCUUGGUGGAGAUAGCUGACAGGAUCCCUGCGUUGGUCCUUCCCAAUAUGAGUCUGUUGCUGUGCCAUCUUGACACUGAGCCAUAUGUCAUGAGGAACUGUGUGCUGGGAAUGAUUGGGGAGAUAUUGAUGAAGGUCCUCAACAAGGAUGGUUUGGAUGACAAGACCAAAGCCACCAGAGACGAGUUCCUUGACCAUCUGGAGGAACAUGUCCAUGACUGUAAUGCCUAUGUCAGGAGUAAAUGUCUGCAGAUCUGGACAGCCAUAGUAAAUGAAAAUUGCCUUCCACUGAGGAGACAAGUCAGUUUGACCACUCUGGUUGUUGGUCGGCUAAAGGAUAAAUCAAGCUCGGUUCGGAAACAGGCCCUCCAGUUGAUCACAAACUUGUUCAAGUGUAACCCAUAUGCAGCGAAGUUUUCAGUGAAAGAAUUGGAGCAGAAUUAUGAAAGCGAGGCAGAGAAGUUGAAACAGCUGAUGAAAGAGGAUGAAGAGAAUGGCGGACAAAGUAACCCAUUAGUAGAAAAGCUGGAGAAUGACUGGCAAAGGAUUGAGAUUAUGAUCAAGGAGGCUCUCCUUAAUGAAGGAGACUCACAGGACACUGAAGAGAAGACAGAAUCUGAGGAGGAAGGAUCACAGGAGAAAACCCAACCAGACAUUGUUAUUACUGAUGAGGACACUCAAGACAGUGUGACAGAAAGAGUGAUGACACUUCUGAUGGAAGAAAAGUGGUGUGCUGCCUACAAACUGAUGACGGCCAUGGUGAAUACCUACCCUGACAUCAUGCAAGAAGCUUCACAGCAGAAUGAAAGAACUGAUUCACAAGGAUCAACUUCAACUCAAGAAGAGGGUACAAGCAUUAUUCAGUGUCUUAAACAGAUUUUUAUGAGACAUAAGAGCAGUAACAUUGAGCUGGCUGCUGAAGCUGUUCAAAGCCAAGAUUCGGAGGACCAGUGUGGAAGGGUCAGUGACGUUUCAAAACAGCAGGUGCUUGUUUGGUACCUAAAGGACACACUCGCCUUUGCUGUUGAAACUGAGAAAGCCUUUCCCGUUAUCUGUCGUCUUUUGGGGUCAGAGAAUGUAUCGGACGUACUAGGUGCAGUAGACUUCUUUGUGACUGGGUUUAAGUUUGGUCUGUCCUCGGCCAUGCAAGGAGUGCGGCGCAUGUUACCUCUUAUCUGGUCAAAGGAAUCGGGUGUGAAGGAGGCUGUUGUUGAUGCUUAUAAAAAAAUGUACCUGUCUCCUGAAGGCAACAAUGAAAGAGCAAAUGCCUUAGCUAUAGUGAAGAAUCUAUCAGCCCUGACGUUUGGCGUAACUAUAGGAGAUCUAACAUCUCUGGAAGGCUUGAUGAUAGAGCUGAUGAAAACAGGAGACUUGAACAGUACUGUGAUGAAGAUUCUUUGGGAACGGUUCACUCUCAAGAUCCCUAAUACAUCUGCUGAGGACAGCCGAGCUGCAAUCUUACUUCUCUCUAUGGCAGCUGGGGCAGAUAACACAGUGGUAAGAAGUAAUAUCAAUGUGAUGGUGAGUGAAGGGCUGGGACCAAGAGCACACUCAGACUUCAUACUGGCCCGAGAUACCUGUCUGGCACUACUCAAACUCCCUAACUCAAAGAGGAUGAAAGGUCAGGUGGCUGGUAAACCAUUCCGUCUACCACAGAACCAUGACAUGUUUACCAGACUGUCAGACAUCCUUGUUAAAGGUGUUGCUGAUGUGGAGAACAGAUACUGGAUCCCUCUGGCAGAGCAAGCUGUCAAAGUCAUAUACAAACUCUCAAAUCAUCCUGAUGCUGUUUGUCAGGAAAUCAUUCGUAAAGUUAUUCACGAGUUCAAUAGAUCUAACAACGCAGAUAAGCCCAACCCUAGCUUGUCAGCUGCCACCAUGCAGACGUCUGUGGUGGUGCUGACGCGUGUCCUAUCACUGGCUGGACAGGUGGCUUUUAGUCAGAUGAUCUACCUUGAGAGUGAUGUCCUGGAUGAGCUGAAGCGUCGUCGUGCUGGAAAGGAGGAUUCUGGCAAAACUCCAGCUAGACAAAACAAGAAUAAAUCUAGAGAAAGUAAUGCCUCAGAGGCCAUUGAGGAGGAGCUUGGUUUAGCUGGUGCAGCUGCUGAGGAUGCAGAAGCAGAAUACAUUCGUAAAGUCUGCGAGAGGGACAUCGUCACAGGUAAAACCCUACUAGGUGCACUGGCUCCCGUCAUUGUGGCUGUGUGUACCAAUCAGGCUAAAUAUUCAGACCCAGAACUGCAGUCCGCAGCAUCUCUAGCCUUGUCUAAAUUCAUGAUGGUCAGUUCUGAGUUCUGUGAUACACACUUGCAGCUGUUGUUUACUAUACUUGAGAAGACAACGCAUGCUACAAUCAGAGCGAACAUCAUCAUUGCAUUAGGGGACCUCACUUUCCGUUUCCCAAACAUGAUUGAACCCUGGACCCCACGCAUAUAUGCCAGAUUGCGAGACGAGUCAACCUUGGUGAGACAAAACACACUGCAAGUCCUCACCCACUUGAUUCUAAAUGAUAUGGUGAAGGUGAAAGGUCAGAUCAGCGAGAUGGCCACAUGCUUGGUGGACCACAAUGACAAAAUAUCCUGCUCAGCCAAAAUAUUCUUCACUGAGUUAUCUAAAAAGGGAAAUGCUGUUUAUAACAUCAUGCCAGAUCUUAUCAGCCGUCUGUCUGAUCCAGACGUUGGAGUUGACGAGGAACACUUCAGGACUAUACUCAGAUACCUGUUUGCCUUUAUACAAAAGGAUCGACAGUGUGAGAGUCUAGUAGAGAAACUUUGUCAACGUUUCCGGGCCGCCAGGAACGAAAGACAGUGGCGGGAUCUGGCCUUUUGUCUGUCCAUGCUAUCCUACAAUGAAAAGAGUCUCCGCAAACUCCAGGAAAACUUUGUGUGUUUUGCUGAUAAGCUGGCUGAUGAUGAAGUCUACUCUUGUUUCGUUUCCAUCAUCUCAAAGUCUCAAUCAUCUGGUAAACUUGGAGCAAAGGGGGCUUCUUUAGCACCUCUCCUGACGGAGCUGGAGGAACGGCUGGAACGUUGUCACAAUAAGGGGAUGGAGGAGGAUGAUAUUGUACAGAAAGCCAGUCAAUCCAGUCAGCGAGGAAAGACACCGCACAAAACUCCAGCUCGAAAGGGCAAAGCUGGACGACGUACUAGAAAGAUGAUUUCUGACAGUGAAGAGGAUGAAGCUGAGAACAAGACACCAGUAGUGAGACGGCAGACACAACGGAAAGCCAAGCCUAAAAUAUCUUUUGAUUCAGAUGAAGAGAGUGAUUUGGAGCUAUUUGAUCUGGAUAAAUCAUGUACAGAGGACAGUCAGAGUCAAGACUCGGCCAGUCAGAAAUCCAAAGACUCUUCAGAUGAUGAGGAUCUCAUGCCAGUCAAAAAGCCAAAACACAAGGGUGGCAAGAAAACAACACGUGCUCUCCUGACAGUCAACUCGCCCCGAUGAGGAUAGAGGAUGCCCUCAUAUCUAAUUUCUGAUAACAGAAAUAAACAACAGUGCAAAUAAGAAUAUGUCUUAGCAUGACAUGCUUUACACACUUUUCAAAGAGAUCAGAACAUUUUCCUGCAUGACUGAUUCAUUUUAUAUAAUAUA
Messenger RNA from Ylistrum balloti, 4531 nucleotides. RefSeq names its product condensin complex subunit 1-like. Bases 38 to 4384 code for a protein of 1448 amino acids. Gene Ontology annotation, molecular function: histone binding. Gene Ontology annotation, biological process: meiotic chromosome condensation; mitotic cell cycle; mitotic chromosome condensation. The transcript is spliced from 33 exons. The record is from RefSeq and is a predicted model, not a curated record. Gene Ontology annotation, cellular component: nucleus; condensed chromosome, centromeric region. Lineage: Eukaryota; Metazoa; Mollusca; Bivalvia; Pectinida; Pectinidae.